AUGUAUGGUCUUAGAGAAGGCUCGACAUGUGGUGAUGUUCCGGCGACAUUGUGUUGUGGUCCAUGCGCACUUUGUCAAGAGGCUCGUGAAAUGAAAUCAAGAAGUCACUAUGCAGGCAAAAGUCGGGAUGCAGAUCACCAGACUACUAGUUUUUCUGUUUUAUAUCAACCAGCGCACAUCAAACAACCUCCGCAAGAGGUACUCGAAUCACGUACUUUUUAA
Molecule: messenger RNA, 222 nt
Organism: Rotaria sordida
Lineage: Eukaryota; Metazoa; Rotifera; Eurotatoria; Philodinida; Philodinidae
Source: the annotation of a GenBank genome assembly